CUCUUCCCCUGUCAGAAACUCACCCACCGCCGCACACAUCAUGUGACGGGGGCGUGGCCGAGAGUCCGGAAGUAUAACGCUGCUACAAGUCACAAGGAAGCUCUCCAUCAUGGCGUACCAGGCUGGGACCCCUCAGGAGCCCGGCGCUUUGGUUCACAGCAUCAGCUCAAACAUCCAGAAGAUCACACUACUGACCUCUGAACUGCAGAGAGCAGUGUCUCUGCUAGGGACCGAGCAGGACAGCAGCCAGCUACGACAGACUCUGCAACAGAAACAGCAGCAAGGCAACCAGCUAGCGAAGGAGACCGACAGAUUGAUCAAGGCAUUCAGCGCACUUCCUGUUGGGGCCGAUCAGCGGCAGAGGAAGAUACAGAAAGAGCGUCUACUGAACGACUUCUCCGCCGCCUUGAACAGCUUCCAGAAGAUCCAGCGGCAGGCAGCUGACAAAGAGAGAGAGUUUGUGGCCAGAGUGAGAGCCAGCUCCAGGGUGUCGGGAGGACAGCCCGAUGACAGCUUUGGAAAUGUUUCUAUUUUCCACAGUGACUCUCAGGUGCAGGCACAGGCGGAGGCCAUCACCGAAGAAGACCUAAGGCUGAUCCAGGAGAGAGAGUCGUCCAUCAGGCAGUUGGAGUCUGAUAUCACAGAUAUCAAUGACAUCUUCAAAGACCUGGGGAUGAUGGUGCACGAGCAGGGGGACAUGAUCGACAGUAUAGAAGCCAACGUGGAGACUGCAGACGUACAUGUCCAGAGCGCCACACAGCAACUGGCUCGUGCUGCGGAGUAUCAGCGGAGCUCCAGGAAGAAGAUAUGCAUCCUCAUGAUAGUGUUGGCUGUAGCUGCGAUUAUUAUUGGAAUUAUCACCUGGCAGGCUCUCAAAAAUUGAGGGCUUCUUCUGCCUCCUCUUGUCCUCCACCUCUUCUCCUGUUAAUUCAUCAGCAUGAGAACAAAGGGUGAGGCAUCAUCUUCUCUUCACCUCAUCCUCCCUAGUUAUAGAGAUUGUAGAUAGCAGAGAUCCUCACUGACAGGACUGCACACUCCCGCACUGUAAAAAUCAUAACAAGCGCUGAUAUUUCCAUCAAUUUAAUCAGCUAUAUUUCAAUUAUUUUAGUUAUAGACAAAAGACAAUGCAAUACACAAAUUGUAUCAAUGCUGCCUUUUGAUUGCUGUUGACUUUUGACAGUCAGAUCAGAUUGAGAGACAGUUCACACAAACUUCCAGGUGUAAUGAAGCAGCCCUCAGAUCCUUCUCUUUAAAGCAGCAGCUUUUUAUAGUUCAUUUUAUGGAAAGCCUCUGGAAAAAAGUCAAUGAUUACCUUCUUGACAACUGUGAGGUCAGCAGUCUUCUUCCUGAUUAUGGUUUAUAUGUGCUAGACGGAGAGAUACUCAGAAUCUUUUGAGUUUUUUUAUUGUAUUUUUUUCAGCUGUAGGCCAUAAUAAUUAUUAAAAUUAAAUAGGAAAUGCUUCAAAAUGUUUUAGUUUAUGUGUAAUGAGUGUAGAAUAUAUUACAUUGUCUUAGAAAAGUGAUGGAAUAUAUUGAACUUUUUUAUGAUAUUCUAAAUUGUUAAGACCUUAUUUUCUAACUUGUAAAAUCAGUUUUGUAUGAAUCAAGAGUUACUGUACAUAUAUAUUUUAAAACUUGCAGUAAGGAUGAAACACUCCACCUUGAACCAAUCAUUUGAGCUAAACACAAGAAUUUGUCAUUACUGUAAGGAGAUGGUGUGUUUCUUUGGGGCUGAACGAAUCGCUUGGAAAGGACAUUAAAUCACCUGACUCUUUGUUGAUGAUUGCACACAUUAAGAGCAAUUUGUAGAUAGUGCAGAUGAAGGACAAGUUAUAGUCUGAUAUCUAUUUUAUGUUUUCUUUUGAUAAUUUUGUUUCAUUUUCUGGUUAGAUUACAUGUUAAAGGUACCAUAGCCAUGUCAGCUAGUUCAGCGUGGAAGUCAAAUCACCUUUUGUGCUUUCUUCUCCGAGCCAUUUUUACUGGAAAGAUCAUUACCUGUAUAUAAAGAUAGACAAUGCAUCUUACAAAAAUGUAGCCAAACUACCCUCCGGGACAGGCAAUGUAAAGACAACAUUUUCUUUUUCCUAUUUCGCCAAUCAAAACACACAUUCAACUUUCAACAGCAAAGACACCUGAGGUCAGCACAGUCCAGGGCGUACCAGAUUUUAGUGUCAAAAGCAGAAAAUUAAGGUUAUGGAAAGUUAAAUGAUUCCUUUGUUUCAGUAUGUUCUGUUUAGUGAAGUGCACACUGACAUUACUAACAAUCAAUUAAAAGCAAACUUCUUCUAAAAGUGAACAGUUUUGACUGACGGGGGGAUGUCAAUCUAUCUAAAAAAAGGGUCUCAAGGAAAAAGGGUAACGCAAAAAAUAUAAAUGUUUGCUUUUCAUCUUUUCAAUACAGUCACAAAUCACACAGCUGUGGCAGCAAAUCUCUUUAAAAUUUACAUUAACUGAGAGAAAAGAAAGGAGACCCACCCACCCAAACCCCACAGACUUGAUUGUGUUCAUUAUUAAAGAGCGUAUGCUGCGAUUACAACGGAUUCCCGACUAAACAAAAAGAUGUCCAAGUUUUUUUUAAGUUAUCCGAGUUAUGAACAACAAGUGUAAGUGGGACAUUUUUGAAUCUUAAUUCAGAGUUGCUACAGCAUCCAAAGGUCACCUUGAUGAAUAAUCACAGACAAGUGAUCAAACAUGAAGCACUCCUUUUUAUUGAACUCCAUUUCACAAGCAACACAUAGCGAAUACACUGCUCUGACCCUUAUCGUGUUAUUUCAUGUGCAUUGCAAGGUGCAUCAGCUGUUGGCUGUGUUCCUCGCUCCAAGAUCAGAAUAAUAUCCCAUGAUUUUUGAAUGUAUACCUCUCAGGAAGUCCCCUAAAUUGUAGGGUUCUAAAUGUCUAUUGAAGUGUUCUGAUUCUUGUGAAUAUUUUACCAAAUUCAAAGUUGUCCAAAGUACAGUGAGUCAAUGCAGACACUAAUGAUCGUUUGCUUUAGCUCUUUGACUAAAAUGUAAGUGAUCAUCACAUUUAUUUUUGAAUACUGCAAUUUAGCUGCCGACAUUAUGCAUGUGAUAACUAACCUGAUUGUACUGAACCUAAAAUUAGAAGAGUGAUUUUAUUUCUGAAGGCAAAAAAUGUUUUAAAAUGCUGUUGGAUGUGUCAAAUAAAUUGUAAUUCUUAUCUUAAUUUUGAA
This is a messenger RNA of Notolabrus celidotus (New Zealand spotty), 3190 nucleotides long. It is a transcript of the gene stx7l, whose product is annotated as syntaxin 7-like. Gene Ontology annotation, molecular function: SNARE binding; SNAP receptor activity. The record is from RefSeq and is a predicted model, not a curated record. The coding region runs from base 110 to 883 and encodes 257 amino acids. Gene Ontology annotation, biological process: vesicle-mediated transport; intracellular protein transport; vesicle fusion. The transcript has 10 exons. Gene Ontology annotation, cellular component: endomembrane system; membrane; synaptic vesicle. Lineage: Eukaryota; Metazoa; Chordata; Actinopteri; Labriformes; Labridae.